Messenger RNA from Panicum hallii, 1559 nucleotides. RefSeq names its product alpha-amylase isozyme 3B-like. Gene Ontology annotation, biological process: carbohydrate metabolic process. NCBI's taxonomy places the organism in Eukaryota, Viridiplantae, Streptophyta, Magnoliopsida, Poales, Poaceae. The transcript is spliced from 4 exons. The record is from RefSeq and is a predicted model, not a curated record. The coding region runs from base 25 to 1359 and encodes 444 amino acids. Gene Ontology annotation, molecular function: calcium ion binding; alpha-amylase activity.
GAGUCGUCUAGCUCGAUCGCCGGCAUGGCGAGGCCGCCGCACCUGCCCGGCCUGUCCGGGCUCGUCCUAGCUGUCGCGGCGGCGCUGUGCGUGCUUGGCUCCGACACGGCUCGAGCCCAGGUCCUCUUCCAGGGGUUCAAUUGGGAGUCGUGCAAGAACCAAGGCGGCUGGUACAAGUUCCUCCAGGGACGGGUGGACGACAUCGCCAACGCCGGCGCCACGCACGUCUGGCUCCCGCCGCCAACGCACUCCGUCGCGCCGCAAGGCUACAUGCCGGGGCGGCUCUACGACCUGAACGCGUCGAGGUACGGCACCGAGGCGGAGCUGCGGUCGCUGAUCGCCGCGCUCCGGGGCAGGGGCGUCCAGGCCGUCGCGGACGUCGUCAUCAACCACCGAUGUGCCGACAAGCAGGACGCCCGCGGCGUGUACUGCGUCUUCGAGGGCGGCGACCCCGAGGGGCGUCUCCUGAACUGGGACGCCGACAUGAUCUGCGGCGACGACGCGCCCUACUCCAACGGGCGCGGCAACCGCGACACCGGCGAGGACUUCGGCGCGGCGCCCGACAUCGACCACCUCAACCCGCGCGUGCGGCGGGAGCUCACCGACUGGCUCCGCUGGCUGGCAACCGACGUCGGCUUCAGCGGCUGGCGCCUCGACUUCGCUAAGGGCUACUCCGCGGCCGUCGCCAAGGCGUACGUCGACAGCGCCGGGCCGGGCUUCGUGGUCGCGGAGAUAUGGAGCUCGCUCCGCUACGACGGCGACGGGAGGCCGGCGAGCAACCAGGACGCGGACCGGCGGGAGCUGGUGGACUGGGCGCGCGCCGUGGGCGGCCCUGCCGCGGCGUUCGACUUCACCACCAAGGGCGUGCUGCAGGCGGCCGUGCAUGGCGAGCUGUGGCGGAUGCGCGACGGCGACGGCAAGGCGCCGGGAAUGAUCGGCUGGCUCCCGGAGAGGGCCGUCACGUUCGUCGACAACCACGACACCGGCUCCACCCAGAACUCGUGGCCGUUCCCCCGCGACAAGGUCAUGCAGGGCUACGCCUACAUCCUCACCCACCCGGGCAUCCCAUGCAUCUUCUACGACCACGUGUUCGACUGGGACCUGAAGCAGGAGAUCAGCGCGCUGUCCGCGAUCAGGAAGAGGAACGGGAUCCACCCGGGGAGCAGUCUGAGCAUCCUCAAAGCCGAGGGCGACGUCUACGUCGCGGCGGUCGACGACAAGGUCAUCACGAAGAUCGGGCCGAGGUACGACGUCGGCGGCCUGAUCCCGCCGGGUUUCAGCGUCGCGGCCCGCGGCGAGGGCUACUGCGUCUGGGAGAAGAGUAGUGGUCUCCGAGUCCCGGCCGGCCGCUACCACUAGAGACGAGCUGAGAGUGGGCUUGGGAAGCUAGGGCAGCUUGCGCCCGUCUUCCAAAGAUAGAUUUCGACCUCGUUGAACGCCGAAGAGUAGCAGUUUACUGUGUUUACACUGAUGCCCCUACAUACUACAUGUAACGACACACUGUUCUGUGCUGAAGGGGAUCGGAGGAAAGGCAGUAAUCCAGUCACUUGACGUUCAAA